GUGCAGGCUACCUCGGAUUUACAAUGUUAACACGCGAAGCGAGUAUUCCAGUGUCCCUGGUUAAUAACAAAAUAUAGCCCGUGUGCCAAAGUGUUGGCUAUAUUUGCUGUAGUCUUUUAACAAGACAAGCAGCCUCUUUAGCAGUAACCCUAGGACAGGGAUUAUCGUGUUAAGGGGAUGCUGUGUGUGACGAACUCUGAAUUUCAAAUUUCCGACCGCCCGUGAAGAGGGCGUAGCUCCAUCCAGACCCCUCUCGCCACCUCAACUUUCUUUUUGUUCCUCCCGGAGGUUGAACCAUCGCUAGAGAAACAGAGAGGAAAAACAUAUAGGCCUGGCCACAUUUAAAAAAAAAAACUAAACUAAAAACCAAAGGAAACGAUCAUGAAGUUGUCUAUAAUUCGUAGUGCGUGUGGCAGCCUUCGGCUACAUCCAGCCCGUUCAGGAACCAGGCUCGGCGGUUUGUCGCGGAGAUGCCUACCGGUUGGUCCUGCCAACAGCCGGUUGAUCCUCCGGACGGCGAGCUCUGCCAGCAGCGGCGGGACUAACCCGAAAUUAGCCGUCAGCUCUGGGGAACAGUCCCGAAAGAGUGAUGGGUUUGAAUGCGACAGUUCUUUGAGGGAUGUGGUUCAGAGCACUAAGGAGGCAAUGGUUGCUCUGCAGAGAACAAAUCCAGCAAUCCAACCUUUGUUAGUCAUUAUACAGGCAGGUGAAGAUGACCGCUUGUUUGAGAUCAAUAAGAAAAUGGCAGAAAGGAUGGGCUUAAACAUCACUCAGAUUUGUCUGGCAAAGGAGUGCAGUGAAGAUGAAAUUGUAGAGGAGGUGUUGAAGUUGAAUGAAGACCCCAGGGUGCAUGGAGUCUACCUCCACCUCCCCCCUGCUUCCCUCACCAGUCGAGUGCUGAACACACUCAAACCUGAGAAGGAUGUAGACGGGAUAUCAGAUUUGAAUUUGGGCCGUCUGGUACGAGGAGACCUGAGCAAAGGCUUUGUGCCACCCAUAGCCAGCGCUGUCCUGGAUCUCCUGGAGAAACAUGAUGCUCCUUUGGAAGGGAAAACUGUGUUGCUGGUCGGAGGAGAAGGAGCACUUGGGGUGGCCCUGCAGUGUCUGAUUGAAAGAAGUGGAAUGGUAGCACUCAAGAGCCAUUGGCACUCCAAGAACCUACAGAAACAGGUGAUGCAGGCUGAUGCUGUGGUUCUGUUAGGGGCAGGAACAUUGGAUGUCCCACCCACCUGGGUUAGACCAGGGGCGGCUGUCAUCUGCUGUGAGCCCACCCUGAAGACAGAUGAACAUGCUAUUAAGAUGUCCUCAAAAUCUGGUUUAGGAAACCUCAUAGCAGCUUACAGAACCCAGAAUGUGGUGCGUAGUUGCAGUCGGUGGCUCCAGGAGCAGCAGUACCAACCGUGGCGUCUGCGUAGCCUCAAACUGCAGCCCCUGACCCCUGUACCAAGUGACAUAGAGAUUUCCAGAGCUCAGACGCCUAAGCCAGUGGACCAACUGGCUAAGGAGAUUGGUCUGCUGCCAGAAGAGCUUGAGGCCUAUGGCAGGAACAAAGCUAAGGUCCGACUCUCCCUGUUAGACCGUCUCCACACACAACCUGAUGGGAAAUAUGUCCUGGUUGCCGGUAUAACUCCCACCCCACUGGGCGAAGGUAAAAGCACAGUGACCAUCGGCCUGGUCCAGGCCCUGUCUGCCCACCUUAAGCUCAACUCCUUCGCCUGUCUCCGACAGCCUUCCCAGGGACCCACCUUCGGAGUUAAAGGGGGAGCUGCAGGAGGGGGAUAUGCCCAGGUCAUUCCUAUGGAGGAGUUCAACCUCCACCUGACUGGUGACAUACAUGCUAUCACAGCAGCCAAUAACUUGGUGGCAGCAGCCAUCGAUGCCAGGAUGCUCCAUGAAGCGACGCAGUCAGACAAGGCCCUGUUCAAUAGACUGGUCCCUUCAGUGAAUGGAGUCAGAAGGUUUUCACCCAUCCAAAUCUCCAGGCUGCGACGUCUAGGGAUCAGUAAAAUAGACCCUGCAUCUCUCACACUCCAGGAAGUCAGCGCCUUUGCACGUCUUGACCUUGACCCUUCCAAGAUCACCUGGCAGAGAGUUGUUGACACAAAUGACCGUUUCUUGAGGAAGAUCACCAUCGGACAGGCAAGCACUGAAAAAGGACAGAUCAGGGAGACUGGGUUUGACAUAGCAGUUGCCAGCGAGAUCAUGGCCAUCCUGGCUCUGGCCGACAGCCUGGAGGACAUGAAAAACAGACUGGCACGCAUGGUGGUGGGGACCAGCCGCUCUGGACAGCCUGUCACCGCAGAGGACCUGGGUGUGAGUGGAGCACUGACGGUGUUAAUGAAAGAUGCCAUCAAGCCCACGUUGAUGCAGACCCUCGAGGGUACGCCAGUGUUUGUCCACGCUGGGCCCUUUGCCAACAUCGCCCAUGGCAACUCCUCGGUGCUGGCGGACAAGCUGGCUUUGAAGUUGGUCGGACGGGACGGCUUUGUGGUGACAGAAGCUGGUUUUGGAGCGGACAUCGGGAUGGAGAAAUUCUUCAACAUCAAAUGUCGGGCUUCAGGGCUCAGGCCAAAUGUGGUGGUGUUGGUUGCAACUGUCCGAGCGUUAAAGAUGCAUGGCGGCGGCCCAAAUGUGUCAGCAGGCACACCUCUUCCCAAAGAGUACAUUGAUGAGAAUCUGACCCUAGUUGCAGGCGGUUGCCGUAGCAAUCUCAGGAAGCAGAUCCAAAUAGCGCACCUGUUUGGGGUACCAGUCGUGGUGGCGCUCAAUGUCUUCAAGACUGACACCCAGGCAGAGAUCGACCUUGUGUGUCAGCUAGCAAAAGAGUGCGGAGCGUCUGACGCUGUGCCAUGUCACCACUGGUCGCAGGGUGGGCGAGGUUCUCUUGAGGUGGCCCAAGCUGUGAAUGAGGCUGCCGGCAGACCCAGCAACUUCCAGUUCCUGUACAACAUAGAGAUGCCGAUAGUGGAGAAGAUCAGAACAGUUGCACAGAAAGUGUAUGGAGCUGAUGACAUCAAGCUGUCGCCAGAGGCCAAGUCCAAGAUAGAUUACUAUAAUCAACAGGGCUAUGGUUCAUUGCCCAUCUGCAUGGCCAAGACUCACCUGUCCCUGUCCCACAUGCCUGACAAGAAGGGUGCACCCACUGGAUUCAUUCUGCCAAUCAGAGAUGUUCGUGCUAGCAUUGGGGCUGGCUUCAUCUUUCCACUUGUUGGAACGAUGAGCACAAUGCCUGGUCUGCCAACUCGACCCUGUUUCUAUGACAUUGACCUUGACCCGGUCACAGAGGAGAUCACUGGGCUCUUCUGAGCAUGCUCCAAUUAAAGAUAUCCAUUAAGGCUCCCUGCUCUGUUCUCAGGAUCCUCAACUCCACGCGCACACCGUCAGACUCAUCCACCACCUCUACCUUCGAAAGGAAAUGCUUUUCUCUUAACAGCAGCCCAAACUCUCCCCACAUCACAGUAACGUGUUCCGGGGGGAAAUUAACUUCAUGCUGUAUUUGCACAGCUUCAGUGUGAUUAGCCAAAGAUGAUCUCCUACAGCCAUAUCAUUUAUUCCACAUAUGCUGUAUGUGUGCCAUUAUGCUUUUGGCCUCUCUGUAAGAUGUUUUCUGUAUAUGGGAGAGUCAGUUUAAGUCUUGAAAUUAUCUUGAAUUUUACUUUAUUGUUGUGUUUACUUUUGAUUUCAUUGUUACUCUAAUGUCUUACAAUGGUAGUGCAUUUUUUUAUACAUGUCAUAAGCUUUUUUAACUGAAAUGAGCACAGCUUGUUUAUUUAUUAACUAAAAUGCUCUUGUACGCACAAAUAGCCAUUAUAGUGUUUAUGUAACCUCUAGUGUCCUAACCUGCUAGAUGUCCAAGCUGCUGUACCGUCUGAAUGAAAAUCACUACAAGGUAGACUCAUCAGUACGAAGCCAUUUUUGAGACAUUGUUUAAGUAUUACAUUUUUAUUUUAAGGUACAAAUCCAGCCUGAAAUUGGAAUUGUUUUGGCAGAGGUGAUGAGCCACCCACAUCCUGAUCCAGUCUAGUUUACCUUAAUGGCCUAAACUGUAGCUUUUAACAGCUCAUUAAAUACAUGACAUCUGUUGUGUGAAAUGGCAUCCCUGAUAUUUUCUCUUAAGGUUAAUGCUUUAUUUCAUGAAUGUUGACUGUUACUUUAUGUAAGUGGAGGUGAUCUUAAUUUCAAGCAGGUGGCCCACCUCCACUAUAGAAUCUCUUUACAUUUCACGCUCAGGUUGUGGCUGGUUUUCAUCCAGACAGCUGAAUGUAACUCUGACUUUGUCAGCUGUCCAUGUUGAAAUCUUGUUUUGAUUAUGGUAAUUUGAUUAACGUCCAGUUAACGUCUGAAUCACAUUGAUAUGACAGGUAACUGAAGCUAUUGAAGGUUUUAUUGUACACAGUCUAAACCGAGCUAAAACAAAUUUAAUAGUUUUCUCAUUGACAACAUUUCUAUGUUAAACAUUUUGGUUCUCAGAGAUCAAAAGUGUGUGCCUUUGAAUAAACCUUUAUUUACUCCAAAA
Messenger RNA from Micropterus dolomieu (smallmouth bass), 4516 nucleotides. It is a transcript of the gene mthfd1l, whose product is annotated as methylenetetrahydrofolate dehydrogenase (NADP+ dependent) 1 like. The record is from RefSeq and is a predicted model, not a curated record. Gene Ontology annotation, biological process: tetrahydrofolate interconversion. The transcript is spliced from 28 exons. Lineage: Eukaryota; Metazoa; Chordata; Actinopteri; Centrarchiformes; Centrarchidae. Gene Ontology annotation, molecular function: ATP binding; formate-tetrahydrofolate ligase activity; methenyltetrahydrofolate cyclohydrolase activity. Gene Ontology annotation, cellular component: cytosol. Bases 382 to 3306 code for a protein of 974 amino acids.